Molecule: messenger RNA, 5885 nt
Organism: Pelodiscus sinensis (Chinese soft-shelled turtle)
Lineage: Eukaryota; Metazoa; Chordata; Testudines; Trionychidae
Source: RefSeq, a predicted model, not a curated record
UUUGGGGGGAGGGACAUGAGGUUACUUCGCUUCUUCCUCACCUUCGUUUAUAGAUGCAAUAUGCUAUUAAAUGCUGACCAAGUAAACCUAAUUGGACAAGUGUUUGAAUCCUAUAUUUUGGAGCAUCACAAGAAUGACAUCAUACAUAUCUUAAGGGAAAAAGAUGACGAGAGACAUUACCCAGUCAUUGUUGAUGCCCUCACCCUUUUUGAGACCAAUAUGGAAAUUGGAGAAUAUUUCAAUGCAUUUCCAAAUGAAGUGCUUCCUAUUUUUGAUAACGCAUUGCGCAGGGCAGCCAUGACAGCUCUGCAGUCUGCUUCUCAGACUCAUGAUCUUAGCAUUAAGCAGAAUCUUCAUGCCAGAAUAUCAGGUUUGCCCGUUUGUCCUGAACUAACCAGAGAACGUAUCCCUAAAACCAGAGAUGUGGGUCACUUUUUGUCCGUUACUGGGACUGUUAUUCGUACUAGUCUAGUGAAAGUCCUGGAGUUUGAACGGGAUUACAUGUGUAACAAGUGCAAGCACGUGUUUGUGGUCAAAGCUGAUUUUGAUCAGUACUAUACUUUCUUCCGUCCAUCAGCUUGCCCUAAUGAAGAAGGCUGCAAUUCAUGUAAAUUUACUUGUCUCUCAGGAACAUCCUCUGCUCCCACCAGCUGCAGAGAUUAUCAAGAAAUCAAAAUUCAAGAACAGGUUCAAAGGUUACCCGUUGGAAGCAUCCCACGUUCUAUGGCAGUUGUCCUGGAAGAUGACUUAGUGGACAGUUGCAAGUCCGGUGAUGACAUCACAGUGUAUGGAGUGGUAAUGCAGAGAUGGAAACCUUUCCACCAGGAUGUGCGCUGUGACCUAGAGAUUGUUUUGAAAGCCAAUUAUGUUCAAGUGAACAAUGAACAAUUAACAGGAGUUAUAGUUGAUGAAGAGGUUCGCAGGGAAUUUGAAGACUUCUGGGAAAAACAUAAAAGUGAUCCCUUAGCAGGGAGGAAUGAAAUUUUGGCUAGCUUGUGUCCCCAGGUUUUUGGAUUGUAUCUGGUGAAGUUGGCUGUAGCCAUGGUGCUUGCUGGGGGUGUACAAAGGACUGAUGCUGCAGGAACUCGAGUGAGAGGUGAAUCACAUCUUUUGUUGGUUGGAGACCCUGGUACAGGGAAAUCUCAGUUUCUCAAAUAUGCAGUAAAGAUUACACCACGAUCUGUGCUUACUGCAGGAAUUGGAUCUACAAGUGCAGGUUUGACGGUAACUGCAGUAAAGGAUUCUGGAGAAUGGAAUUUGGAAGCUGGUGCACUCGUGCUUGCAGAUGGAGGUCUUUGUUGUAUUGAUGAGUUUAAUAGCAUCAAGGAACAUGACAGAACCAGCAUACAUGAAGCAAUGGAGCAACAAACCAUCAGUGUAGCUAAGGCAGGCUUAGUGUGCAAGCUGAAUGCAAGAACUACUAUAUUGGCAGCAACAAAUCCAAAAGGCCAGUAUGACCCUAAUGAAUCAGUCUCCGUGAACAUAGCCCUUGGCAGUCCUUUACUGAGCAGAUUUGACCUAAUCUUAGUAUUGCUAGAUACGAGAAAUGAAGACUGGGAUCGCAUAAUUUCUUCUUUCAUAUUGGAAAACAAAGGGUGUCCAAGCAAAUCAGAAAACCUUUGGAGCAUGGAAAAGAUGAAAACCUACUUUUCUCUUAUAAAGAACCUACAGCCAAAAUUGUCUGAUGAGAGCAACCUGAUUCUUGUCCGUUAUUACCAGAUGCAACGGCAGAGUGACUGCAGAAAUGCUGCCAGAACUACCAUUCGCUUAUUAGAAAGUUUGAUUCGUUUAGCAGAAGCCCAUGCUCGAUUAAUGUUUAGAGACACUGUCACUUUGGAAGAUGCUAUAACAGUGGUCUCAGUGAUGGAAUCUUCUAUGCAGGGAGGUGCACUUCUUGGAGGCAUAAAUGCACUGCAUACCUCAUUUCCAGAAAACCCAACAGAGCAGUAUCAAAUGCAAUGUGAACUCAUCCUGGAGCGACUGGAGCUGCAGAAUCUUCUGCAUAAAGAAUUCCAAAGACUUGACAGAUUACAGAAGGAAAGUCCAUGUCAGCUGCAGCCUGCAGAGAGAAGCAAAAAUACUACUUAUGGAUCCUUAAGCGAUGAUUCCUUAGGGCAGUCAGAGCAAAUGCCCCAGAUGGAACUGUCAAAUCAACAAGGGAAUAACUGCAAGCAGCGACGUUCUUUGGUCGAGGGGAGAAGUAAAGCUGAUACACAUCUGGAGCCUCCAGCUAGCCUGGCAGCUGGUAAAAACAGAGGUACAAAUUACUUGAGUAAACACAAUGAGAGCAGCCAUGAUAGCAGCCUAACCUGGUUUGACAGCAUGGUGAAUGACAACACUGAUUCUGAAGAAAGUUUUCAGCAGCCUUCACUCUUCAAGAGACCUCAAGAUAAUUUGGCUUUUAAAACACUGAAUGACAAAUCCUAUUCUAAAAAAAAAAGUAGUUCAAUACAAAGCAGUGAAACUGGGAUGGGACAGUCACCAGCAAAUAACCUAACUGCUGCUUUUAGACAGGGUGCCGUUUCUGAUAUUGUUGAGAAAAGCUCAAAUGGACAUAAAAAUCUGUAUUCUGAGGCAAAUAUUAAAGAUCCUGCCUCAGCAAAUGCUAUUGUGCCUGAUUCAGUAGUGACACAGCAAGUCUCUAAGAAGUGGCAGAGGUUGCGCACACAGAGAGCUGACAGCUUUUGUGCCAGUACACAGGACCCCAAAGCAGACACUCUGCCUUCUCCGUUAUCUUUUCAUUCAGCUACUGACCCACCAUUUCCUUCAGAUGAUAUGAAUGUGCUCGUAGCAUCUGAGAAGCAGAUAACAUCCACGAGAAAAAGAAAUAAAGACCAAACUGUGAAGGAGGCAAUGGCAACAGGUUCCCAUGAGCCAGAAAUCAUUGAGACUUCAGGAGCUCCAGUGGCUAAACUGGCUAAAUUUUCAUUCAGACAGAGGACAAAAUUUGUUCAUUCUUCUGAAAAUAAGAGUAAUGUGGAAUUGCCUCCCUCACAAUCCGAGACUGUUGUUAAGCCUAACAGGCUUUUGAGCACGGUAGCAGAAGAGCAGCCAAAGGAAGAAUGUUGUCCCCCUGAGAAACAUCAGAAAAAGUUAACAACUAAUUUAGGAAACAAAAGUUUGGAGACGAGACCCCUUGCCAACAAAACAAAGGAAGAGCCACAACGUGAAACCUUACAAAGAGAAAUCAAAGAACCUACAACUGGACAGUCAGUGACCAAUCAGAUUUCAGCUAUUAGACACCAUGCUGUGUUACCUCCAGAUGCAGAGAAGAGCAGGAAAGGAGAGGAAAUGCCUGGUGGCCUGAGCACAAUGAAGGUGUGCUCCAGCACGUUAGCAAAACUAGCCAGCUUUUCCUUCAUUUCCCCUCCUGAAUCAAAAUUGGAAAACUCAUUGUCACUUAAUAUCACCAGCAACAGCAAGGAAAGCCAGGAACAGCCUCUGAAGACCCAUGCUGAGAGCAUCAGCACCAAAAGAAAAUGUUUUGCAUUGGCAAAUGCCAGCAAUAAAAAUGUGGUCACAGGAAAAUCUCUCUUCUCAAUAACAGAUUUAGAUGAUGCCACAUUAGAUUUCGAUUGGGAUGAAGAGAUUAGGAAAAACUCAAAAUCAUAAAACAUACUUCCUUUUUUUCAGUCCUAAUCUAUCUGUCAUUAUCAAUAUAUUAUUGGGAAACAAUUAUCACCCAUAUGAAUAAUUUCCAGAUCUUCUAAAAUAUUCAGGCAGCAUCUCAGCUGUCAUAAAUCAGCAGAUUUCUUUCAAAUCAAUGGAGCUGUGUCAGUGUAUAGCAGCUGAGGAUUUACAUACACCACAAGUAAGAUGCUACGUGUGCAUCUCCAAUUGUUUACAAGACUGUUUAUAGUAUUUGUUGACUGUUUCAAUUGACCUGAUGUAAGGUGAAAACUCAUGUGAUUUAUGAUCAUAUUCAGAGUAUAGUGGUACCUGCAAAUGAAGCAGUGUUAAUUGACAUUUUUUCUUAAUUUUUUUCUUAAUUCAGCUCUUAAAGACACAGAAUUCUAAUAGAUCCUGCGUCCGAUCUACCAUUAAUCCCAGUUAUUUUGGGGACAGUGUCAGCAAGAUGGGGAAGUAAAAGCUAACAAUGAAAUUAUAUUUUGUUCAUCCUUUACAUGCCUUCUUCCUUGAGGCAUUUAGUGAUAUUAUGAUAAUAUAUUAUGUUGCGAUAUUGGUUCCUAUGUUAACAAUAUCAAGAGAGCUUUGCUCUGUCUGUGAUUAGUGGCACCCAUUGCCCUUUGGUUUUGUUGUGUAUGACUGAUUUAUUUUUUUCUUUUUUAUCCGGUAAUACACACUGGUCCAGGCAACUAUUAAUAGGAUCUUGCAGCAUGCAUCGGUCCAUGACAGAGUGGUGGCUUGUGCUGAGUCCUGGGGUUCUGUUCUCAUUCUGGGGUUACCAAUGUGUCUUUUUACCUCAGAAUUACACAUAAAUGACAUUCUCCCAGUGGCAGAGCGCGUAUAGAACUUCUUGUUCUCAGACUGUGCUCAUGUCCAUUCGUGCUCCCUUAGAUGUGCAUAGAAAUUUACAGAACUGUUAGAUCUAUGAGGGACUAGUUGCAAACAGCAAAAUUCCUUGGCCAAGGAGAGAAGUAAAGCUUUUACAUAUCCAGAGUGCUCAACUAGAGUUUGUGAUAACAGAGGUACAAAUGGCUUGAAUAAACACAAUGAAAGCAAAACCUCCCAAAGAGAUGCCAGAGUCCUUGCAAGGCAUCCAGCUUGGAGAGUACUGGGCUAAGGAACCUGAAAAGCAGCCCCCAGCCUGUAUCCCCACACACUGGGGCAUGCCACUCAGGGCAGAUGGAGAGUCCAGGGCUCCAAACAGCAUUAUGGUUUCCCUGGGUGGCUCUUACCACAGCCUGGCGCCAGCUUCCAUUCUGGCCAGGAGAUGAGACCUCAUGGAAAGAGAAGGAGCGGGAGGCAGGGCCGCAAUAAUGCCCCCCAUGUACUUCUACCAAGGUUCCUGCAUUCCUGACUAAAGGUGAUUGUAAGUCCCUUCUGUGAUGACUGUGAUGUCUGCUCCUGAGUAAGUUUUAAAGUCAAUAGUUUUGCCAUGGCUAUUUAGUUUCGCGCUCUAAGUAGGUCGUCAUCACAAAUGAUAGAUCCCAGAAACAAUGGAUCUUAAAUUUUCUGUAAUAUGAGCCAACUCCCCAACCGCUUUAAUGUGGCAAGCACCUGCAGAAUGUCUAUAUUUCAUGCAUUUACUAUAGAUCGUGUCUCUGGGUGGAUAUGCAUCAUCUCUUGGGACAUAGCUUUUUCAACAACUUGUUCAUCUAGUCUGCAAUUUAUCCUUUUUAACCUGUGUUUUCUCUCUUUUUGUCUCAGGGCUUUUAUGAUAUUGACUUUUUACACUAAAUGUCUGUUAAUAGCGUCUAAGCUAUUUUUCAGGUUGGUCCUGACUUUCAUUCUGUUGUUUUUCUUGUUCAGACUGAUUUGCUUUCCUUAUAGCUAAGGUUAAAUCUGACCUCACUAAUAGCUGCUGUGAAAGAUUUUUACCUGUUAAUCCAAUAAUCUGCAUGUCCCUGAUAAUGUUCAUGUUUUGUAAUCCUAGAAUCAGUCUUCAGCCAGUACACUUAGAGCUGCUAUAAACAUUCAGUAUUUCCCCCAUUUUCUUGAAUUCUCUGGUGGAAACAUGCUCCUUCACAAACCACAUUUCUCUGAAGUACAAAGUGUGCAUCAAAUGUAGAAUCAUAGAAAAUUAGGGUUGGAAGAGACCUCAGGAGGUCAUAUAGUCCAACCCCCUGCUCAAAACAAGACCAAUCCCAACAUAGCCAGAACCCUUUCAUAGGAGCUAUCUCCAUAGACAUCUUCAUUAAUGACCUUGGAUGAGGGGAUGUAUUGCACCCUCAGCAAGUUUGCUGAUGAAACUGGGGGAAGAG